Scleropages formosus (Asian bonytongue) is the source of this 2986-nucleotide messenger RNA. Its product is annotated as CD81 protein-like. Bases 143 to 853 code for a protein of 236 amino acids. NCBI's taxonomy places the organism in Eukaryota, Metazoa, Chordata, Actinopteri, Osteoglossiformes, Osteoglossidae. The transcript is spliced from 8 exons. The record is from RefSeq and is a predicted model, not a curated record. Gene Ontology annotation, cellular component: plasma membrane.
CACGCGCGCACACUUGGAUUCCGUCGCACGUUGUCCUCGCGCGCGCGCGCUGUGCGGGCUCUCGCCACGUCCCUCAUCUUAACGGAGUCCUGCGCGCUGCGUCGUUUUCGCCUCAGGAAGGGAAUCUCAAAAAAAUCACACAAUGGGAGUGGAAGGCUGCACGAAAUUUAUCAAGUAUUUGUUGUUUUUCUUCAAUUUCAUUUUCUGGCUGGCAGGGGGUGUCAUACUGGGCGUGGCACUCUGGCUUCGCCAUGACAGCAGCACCAGCAGCUUGCUGUCUCUUGAAUUAGAUGGUCGCCAAGCUCCUAAUACCUUCUACAUAAGCAUCUACAUCUUGAUUGCUGUUGGGGCUGUGAUGAUGUUUGUGGGGUUCCUGGGUUGCUAUGGUGCCAUCCAGGAGUCACAGUGCCUUCUGGGAACUUUUUUCGCCUGUUUGGUGAUCCUGUUUGCUUGUGAAGUGGCUGCUGGAAUAUGGGGAUUUUUAAACCGUGACAAAGUCGCUGAAGAGCUGAAAAAUUUCUACGAUGCAGCGUUCGACAAGGCUCUUGGUGACAAACUCCUCUCCCAGGACCGGAGUGCCGAAAAUGUUCUCCGUGCCUUCCAUGAGACGCUGAAUUGCUGUGGAAAGGGAGAUCUCGACGGCUUCAUAGGACAAACCUUGACCAAUUUCUGCCCCAAACCAACUGGACUUCAGGACUACAAAGUGAGCUGUCACAGGAAGAUUGAAGAGCUCUUUUCUGACAAACUGUACCUGGUUGGAAUCGCCGCUCUGGUGGUUGCUGUUAUCAUGAUCUUCGAGAUGAUUUUCAGUAUGGUCCUGUGCUGUGGAAUCCGUAACAGUCAGGUCUACUAACGAUGCUGAGGAGGAGAGGGGGACCACAGGAUCACAGCCCCUGGAGAUGCAAACCAGUGACUGAGGGGAUAACAGUCUCUUUGUUUUUAUAUUUUUCAUCACUUACUAAUGUUAUCCAUUUUUUAUCGUAUCAAAUCAAAGUAUCUUAUAAUACCUUAUUGCGUACACACCAUUGGCCUAUGGGAUCGUAGACCUCUUUUGCUGUACAUUUACAUGUUAAAAUUCAUGGACAGUGAUCCAGCAGAUAUGCAAGGAAUAUAUACAUACACAGGUACACCCAGCACUUGUUGUAUUAUGCUUAUUCUGCAGUUGUUCUUAGGUUGGUAUUACUAAAUCCAUGUUCUCUUGGUCUGUUGUUCUUUUUGCAUGUAGAUACAUAAAGGAAAUAUAUACUCGAAAGUGUGUGAUCACCCACAAAAAUGGGAUCCUAUUUGUUUCCCUCUGUUCACUUGUUGUUUGUGUGAUUGUUCAGAGGAGCCACAUCUCAGAGACAGAUCCCACACCAGUAGAUUCCUAUCCACUCACUUUCCUGCAGUCCCGCGUUGGAAGUACAAGAUCCGGUUUUUGAGGAUAUGUGGAAGUUUCUUUAAAUAUUUGAAUAGAUUUGCGUCACUUUGCGUGUAUCGGGGACCCUGAGCUACUCGUAUCUGAACAUACUCCCACCCAUAAGAUGCGAUCGGGUCGAGCCACCAAAAGAGUGCUGGACUAGACAAAGUUGUACUGUAUGUGGGACAGUUUCCCCCAAAUUCCUAAUAUCCUGCAAUGCUGAUACAAGGCAGCUCUUUGUUCCUUUCUACUGGUGCCAUAAAGUGUUGUUUCGGAGAGAACCUGCUGCAUGAAAACAACAAGAGUAUGAGAGAAGGUGUGAUGUGACUGUUUCUGUGACCAGCCUGCUAGAGGCCCCUGUGUCCAGAAAGGAGUGGACGCACUGUUGCCUUCUGCUUGUCUUACUUCCUAACCUGUCCGAGUCACAGAGGGACCAGAAUCUUAGCCCACAACCUUAAGCACUAAAAUAGAUUCACAGAAAAACAGAUCCUUCCUCCUACUGGACUUUAAAAAAAAGGGGGUGUGUUGCUAAAAGGGACACGGUUUUCUGCUUGUUCGUGCUGUUCCAGUACCAGAUGUCUUCGCUUGUGGCUGUAGUAGCAGUGUUGCAGUGUUUCCUCUAACGCCUUGCCAAAGUGGACGCUCCAGAGGGGCAGAAAAGGGUCGCUUUCAGUGCGCCAGAAGAAGCAUGUCACGCUUGUUGCCUUAGAACUGCAGCUGUCACUCCCUUUGACUAACUUCUGAGUGUGUGUGUGGGUGUGCGGGUGCACAUGUGGGUGGGUGCACAUGUGGGUGUCUGCAUGUAUUAACUUUUGUGUGCAUUGGUGUGUGUGCAUGGGUGAGCGGUGCAUGUGCGCGAGUUCUGUGGAUGUUGGUCUCUGUGUGUGGCGUGUGUAUGUGUCUCCCCUUCUGUGCGUGUGGACAUGCCUGCCGCUGAUUCUGUUGACCACUGAGUGGCAAUGAGGACCUACCUGUCCUCGCUGAGACACUAGUGCCAUACCUGUUCCUCCUCAAGCACGGGCCGGUAGGUGUUCACAAUGUGCUGGUGAGUACAACUGGAAUUCCUCAUUUUGCUUAGCCGCCACUCGAGGGAACUAUUGCGCCACGGCUCGGGUUGGAUACGGAUGACAAACCUCCUUUGGGGAUGAGCUCGUAUUGAUCAGAUGAUGCUGUUGCUGGACUGGGUUCCCAUGAUCCUUGUCACGGCCUGCUGAUGAUACUGGCAUCCCAGCUGGAUUGCCGUAUCCCUCCACUAGGUGGACUGCUUAGUUACCUGAUUUAUCCCACUUCUAACUCCACAAACACACACACACAAAAUGUAUCUGUAAGACUACAUGUUAUGACAGCUCUAUCUUAACAGUUAGAACCUAUUCUUAUAUUCAUAUAUAAUGGUACUAAUUAUAAGUAAUGUAAGCAUUUCAUGUAGGUUUGAUACUUUGUAAAGAUGAAAAACAAGAGCAGAAAUUAAACUGUACUGCAGUUGUAAAUGGCAUGAGCCAGAAAAAGGUCAACAAUGUAUUGAUUAUAUGUGUACUUACUGAGUAAAUGAAUGGCCUAAUGUUGGAAUAAAAUUACAUCUUGAAGGAA